CGCCAGAGCUUCCCCCGCUCGGUGCCAGGAGCGCCGGGGGUGCCCAGAAGGGGCGGAGACAGGGCGAUUGCGGGCCCGGAACCGGCAGGGCUGCCCGGCGGAGGAGGAGAGCGCUGGCCAUGGCGGCGCCCGGCGCGCUGCAGCGGAGCGUGGUGUCCCCCGCGGGCCGGCACACCGCCUCCCUCAUCUUCCUGCACGGCUCAGGUGAUAGUGGCCAAGGAGCAAGAGCAUGGAUAAAACAAAUUUUGAAUCAAGAUAUGGCAUUUCAACAUAUAAAAGUAAUUUACCCAACGGCUCCUGCCAGGCCAUAUACACCUAUGAAAGGAGCCUUUUCCAAUGUGUGGUUUGACAGGUAUAAGAUCUGUAAUGACUGUCCUGAACACAUUGAAAGCAUUGAUUCCAUGUGCCAGGGCCUUACAGACCUGAUCAAUGAUGAGGUUAAGAAUGGCAUUGCCAAGAACAGGAUACUCAUAGGAGGCUUUUCGAUGGGAGGUGGAAUGGCAAUGCAUUUGGCAUAUAGAUUUCAUCAGGAUCUGGCAGGAGUCUUUGCCUUGUCUAGUUUUCUCAAUAAAGACUCUGCUGUUUACCAGGCCUUGAAAAGAAAUGAAAGUGCUCUUCCAGAAUUAUUUCAGUGCCAUGGAACUGCUGAUGAACUAGUUCUGUACUCAUGGGGUGAAGAGACCAACAAGAUGUUAAAGUCUCUGGGAGUAUCAGCAUCACUUCAUACUUUUCCAAACCUCAAUCAUGAGCUGAACAGAACUGAAAUAGAAAAAUUAAAAUCCUGGAUUGUAAAGAAAUUGCCUGUUGAAGCACCAAAGGCAAAUGAAUAAACCAAGAUCCAGCCUCA
Messenger RNA from Ficedula albicollis (Collared flycatcher), 847 nucleotides. RefSeq names its product lysophospholipase like 1 (gene LYPLAL1). The transcript is spliced from 5 exons. Bases 120 to 830 code for a protein of 236 amino acids. Gene Ontology annotation, cellular component: cytoplasm. Gene Ontology annotation, molecular function: carboxylic ester hydrolase activity; palmitoyl-(protein) hydrolase activity. Lineage: Eukaryota; Metazoa; Chordata; Aves; Passeriformes; Muscicapidae. Gene Ontology annotation, biological process: protein depalmitoylation. The record is from RefSeq and is a predicted model, not a curated record.